CAGGGACCAGGCACAAUGGAUGGAAAAGGAGGAGAAGAGGAGGAAGGCGAGCAGGGCUGGGACUCGCAUUUCCGGGAGCUCCGCGUGGAUUUGGUUAGCCCGGUAGCAGGCUUAAUGGCGGCUCUCGCUGCCCAGGUUGGGCCGCUCUUGUCCCUGAAUCCGCAAGAAGAUGCUAAGUUCCAGAAGAAGGUAGCGCUGGCUCGCCGUCGCGCAACCAAGCAACCAGAGAAACAAAAACUUACUCCUGGAGUAAUCUAUGUGGGCCACUUACCUCCAUCGCUAUAUGAAACCCAGAUCCGAGCAUAUUUCUCCCAGUUUGGCACUGUUACAAGAUUGAGACUGUCCAGGAGUAAAAAGACUGGAAAUAGCAAAGGCUAUGGCUUUGUGGAGUUUGAAUCUGAAGAUGUUGCCAGAAUAGCUGCUGAAACAAUGAACAACUACCUUUUUGGAGAAAGACUCUUGAAGUGUCAUAUCAUACCACCUGAAAAAGUACAUGAAGAACUUUUUAGAGAGUGGCACAUGCCAUUUAAAAGGCCGUCGUUCCCGGCAGUGAAACGCUAUAAUCAGAAGCGGACGCUUCGACAAAAGCUGCGGAUGGAGGAGAGAUUUAAAAAGAAGGAAAAAUCUCUCAGGAAGAGAUUAGCUAAAAAGGGAAUUGAUUAUAAUUUUCCUUCAUUGGUCUUACAUAAAGAUGAGGAAAAGCCUUCAUUCACUGGUCCUCGAAAUUCCAGAAAGCACCAGGCUUUACGGAAGAAGAAGAAGAAAGAGGCCUUGGCCGCUCUUAACACCCCUGAGAAGACAGUGGAUAGCCAGGGCCCCACACCAGUGUGUACACCAACAUUUUUGGAGAAACGAAAGUCAGAAGUGGCUAAAAUGAAUGAUGAUGAUAAAGAUCACGAAAUUGUUUUCAAGCAGCCCGUAUCUGGUGCAAAAGAAGAAACACAGGAGACUCAGAUACCUACAAGUUCAAGGAAAAAGAGAAGAAAAAACAAUCAGUGAUUCUGAAUGUAUUGUGUAUAGUUCUGAAAAAUGUGAUUUUAUGAUGGAAGCUGACUUCUUUGUAUUUAACGAGAUAGAAUAGAAUGCAACCAGUAACAAGAUUUUUGGAGGGAAAGGCUUUUUUAAGUCUGUAAGGAAAGCCACCCGUAAUUUCCUCUUCUUGCCCUUACACAGAUGCAGGGCUGCACACCAGCUACGGCAGCCGGCAGACGCUACCGCUCAUCCUGUCUGCUUGGGCUUUGUCUGCAGCGUUCAGAGCUGUCCUUAGUUACUUGGCCUGGAUAGAAGGUCUCUAUUACCCACAGCUUUAAGAACUAAACUGUAGCCUUUGUUGUUACCAUCAUAAAGGAAAAUAAAAUCUUGCUUGACCACUUACAUUGUUCUCUGUUAGACCAAGCACAUUUAACCCAUCAGUUCAAUUCUAUGGAGAGUGACGGAAGCAGUGUAAAUUCUGAGAUUCAUUUCUGUGUAUAUGGUCAUUUUUACCAAUAUUAAAUUAGUUUGGGGUGGGCUAGCAUGGAUUAAUUAGUAACUAUCAUCUUGUAUCAUUAUCCUCAAUCUAGAGGUAAAUUUCAAGAUUCAAGCAGUAACCACCAAAUAAACUUUGUCUAUAUUUUUUAGAGGA
This is a messenger RNA of Sus scrofa (pig), 1624 nucleotides long. NCBI's taxonomy places the organism in Eukaryota, Metazoa, Chordata, Mammalia, Artiodactyla, Suidae. The record is from RefSeq and is a predicted model, not a curated record.